CGGUGGGAGGGACAGAGGAAAUAGUCAUCAGUUUGGGAUAGCCUAUUAACUUGAAGCGAGAGCAGCUGGAAAUAUCCAAUCACUUCAAGUUUCCAUUCACUCUUCAACUCUACAAUAAUUGCUUCGGUUACAGGAAUGAUACAGGUGUUUGGGACUGAAUGCGACUCAGACUUGACCAGGGGAAAUGAAUGUAAAAGGCAGCGGGAAUCUUCUGAUGAUUCUUCUGAUGUUUCUCUUCUUCUCACGAAGUUUGCAGUGGAUUUACAGGGAGCAACCGGAUGAUGCGAACAGUGAAGUCUGUUCUGAGAGUAAGAUUGCCACAACCAAAUAUCCUUGCUUGAAACCAACUGGAGAGGUGACAACUUGUUACAGGAAGAAAUGUUGUGAGGGGUUUAAGUUUGUGCUGGGCCAGUGCAUUCCUGAAGAUUAUGACGUGUGUGAUGGCGCCCCCUGUGAACAACAGUGCACGGACCACUUUGGACGGGUCGUGUGCACCUGUUACCCUGGUUACCGCUACGACCGGGAGCGACACCGGAACAGAGAGAAGCCAUACUGCCUGGACAUGGAUGAGUGUGCCAACAACAACGGGACGGUGUGCUCUCAGGUCUGUCUGAACUCUCCAGGGAGCUACAGGUGUGAGUGUGAGAAAGGCUUUUUCCUGGAAGAGGAUGGGAAGACCUGCACCAAGGGGGAGAGAGCAGCUGGGCCGUUUGAGACGUCAGACAACGUGAUGAAGGCUGGGGCAUGCUCUGCUACGUGUGAAGACUUUCACCAGAUCAAGAUUACUGUCUUUCAGCUCAAACAAAAGAUCGCCAUGUUGCCCAGCAACGCUGAUGACACCAAGCAGAUGACCAGUGAGAAGAUGCUGAUGUCACACUCCUUCCUGCCCGGGCCUCCUGGUCUGCCCGGGCCUCCAGGAGAUCCAGGGCCAAUGGGUCCCCCUGGCCACACAGGACUGUUGGGGCCCCCCGGCCCUCCUGGACCCAGGGGACUGAUGGGCCCCGUUGGGCCCUCGCCUGACCUGUCCUUCAUAAAGCAGGGCCGACGGGGGCCCAUGGGACCUGCGGGGGCUCCAGGAAAACAUGGCAUCAAGGGGGAGACGGGGGCUGCUGGACCUUCUGGACCUCCUGGCCCUCCCGGAUCCUUUGACUUCCUGCUGCUGUUGAUGGCUGACAUCCGUAACGAUAUCGUUGAGCUACAGAGCAAGGUGUUCGGCAGACUCAUGCAGUCUCCUGGAGAGGAGUUCCCUAUGGGGGUCCCAGAGAGCUGGAGGGAGAACCAUGAUAUCCUGGUGGACAUGGGCUCUGGAGAAGACAAACCAAAGGAUUACAAAACACAAAACGUUGCCAAGGGCAACUCUGGAGAAGACUACAAACCACGCAGGAAGGAAGAGGACAGGAACAGGAACAGGAACAGGAAGAGGAAACCCAUGCGAGCCUCAACAACAGACUCAGACUUGGAUUGGACACUUUGAAUUUGAGGCAGAUUUUCAGUAUUUGUUUGUAAAUAUUAUUAUCAAAGUAUUUUUUAUUGAACUGCUUAAAGUCACUCAAAAGUCUAAAUGUAUUUUUUUUCUUUCAUAGAAUCUCUAUUUUUAUAUUAUAAAUAGGAUUGUAAAUGUAUAUUUUAGUACAUUUUUUUGUAUUAUAGUUAUGGACUUGAAUGUCUUCUUAGCUCAACAGCAUUUCACUCACUGAAUGUCUCAAAUGGUCUACUUUCUUACUUAAACGUAGUUUCCACCCUGUUACAGACACAUGCACACAUGAGAAUAGUCCAAUUCAGAGUCCAAUUCGUCCUACCCCUAAAUCAUAGAUAGAAUAUGUCAUUCGAUUUCUUUGCUCCUAAUCACCACAGCUUUGUUUGUUCGUUGCCUCAGCAACACUAGCCAAGGAUUGUUUCUGGUUGCUAUGGCUGCUAAGUAAGUGUGUAACACUCCUCCAAAGCCAAGUGGUUGCUAUGAGCCUCCGGGAGAAUGGUCCUUGACAGAGAGAAGAAGAAAGGUCAUGGAGACUACCACUGGAGAGGGAUUGAGCAACUUUUCAUGUAAUGGAAUAUUCCAGUGUUUUUAAGUGGCACCAUAUUAUAUUUCAGCAGAUCCAAGUCUAGGCUUAUGUGGUCAAAAGGGGGCAUUUUACAAUUCAAACAUAAAUCGCACAUGUAAAGAAACUGGAAAAUAAAUGCAGUAAU
Messenger RNA from Oncorhynchus mykiss (rainbow trout), 2187 nucleotides. RefSeq names its product collagen and calcium binding EGF domains 1 (gene ccbe1). NCBI's taxonomy places the organism in Eukaryota, Metazoa, Chordata, Actinopteri, Salmoniformes, Salmonidae. Gene Ontology annotation, molecular function: calcium ion binding. The record is from RefSeq and is a predicted model, not a curated record. Gene Ontology annotation, cellular component: cytoplasm. Gene Ontology annotation, biological process: positive regulation of axonogenesis.